AUGGCGGCGGUGGAGCACGUUGUUGCGGACACCGGGGCUUUCCUGCGGAACGCGGCUCUGCAGGAUUUCGGGAAGAACAUCUACACGAUCCGGGAUGUGGUGAGCGAGAUCCGGGACAAGGCCACGCGCCGGCGGCUCGCCGUGCUGCCCUACGAGCUGCGCUUCAAGGAGCCCUUCCCGGAGUACGUUCGCCUGGUAACUGAGUUUUCAAAGAAAACCGGGGACUAUCCCAGCCUCUCUGCCACGGACAUCCAGGUGCUGGCUCUCACUUACCAGCUAGAAGCAGAGUUUGUGGGAGUGUCUCACCUCAGAAAAGAACCAGAGAAGGUCACAGUAAGCUCCUCUAUCCAGCACCCAGAAACACCUCUGCACGUGUCUGGCUUCCAUCUCCCUUCCAAGUCUCAGCCUAAGCAACCAUGCCAACCCACGGAGUCCAGGGAACCUGCUGCUGCAUCCCAGGAGCUGGAGUUCAACUCAUUUGUGUACUGGAGGAACCCCUUACCCAACAUUGAGCAGGAGCUUCAGGAGCUGCUGGACUGUAACAGUGAUGGUGCUGCCAGUGAGGACGAGGAGGAGGAUUCUGAAGAUGGAAAUGAUGAAGAUAGUGACGGGGAGAGUGGUGGGUGGAUCACCCCCAGGAAUAUUCAGCGGGUGCGACAGGAGCUGGGGCAGUGCACCGUCCCACUGGAUGUGCGGGUGGGCUGCGUGACCACAGACUUCGCCAUGCAGAAUGUGCUGCUGCAGAUGGGACUGCAUGUACUGGCGGUGGACGGACAGCUCAUUCGAGAAGCCCGCAACUAUGUACUGCGCUGCCACGGCUGCUUCAGGACAACGUCGGACAUGACACGUGUGUUCUGCCCCCACUGUGGGAACCGGACCCUGAAGAAGGUGUCUGUGACCAUUGGCACUGAUGGCGCAUUGCACAUGCACUUCUCCCGCAACCCCAAGGUGCUGAACCCACGUGGCCUGCGGUAUUCGCUUCCCACUCCCAAAGGGGGCAAGUAUGCCGUCAACCCCCAUCUCACCGAGGACCAGCGCUUCCCUCAGCUGCGACUCUCCCAGAAGGCCAGACAGAAAACCGACGUCUUCGCCCCUGACUAUAUCGCCGGGCUAUCGCCCUUCGCUGAGAACGACAUCUCCAGCCGCUCAGCCACCCUCCAGGUCAGAGACGGUGCCCUGGGAGCCGGGAGGAGACGCUUAAAUCCUAAUGCUUCCAGGAAAAAGUUUGUGAAGAAAAGGUGAAGAGCCUGCACCCCAGAUGAACUGGAGCAUGACUGAAGUGUGGCAGCUCAUUUCCUGCGGAGCUGGCCCAGCCGCCUUGACUGGGUUUGUGG
Messenger RNA from Suncus etruscus (white-toothed pygmy shrew), 1334 nucleotides. It is a transcript of the gene NOB1, whose product is annotated as NIN1 (RPN12) binding protein 1 homolog. Gene Ontology annotation, biological process: maturation of SSU-rRNA; ribosomal small subunit biogenesis. Bases 1 to 1242 code for a protein of 413 amino acids. Gene Ontology annotation, cellular component: preribosome, small subunit precursor. The record is from RefSeq and is a predicted model, not a curated record. Gene Ontology annotation, molecular function: RNA endonuclease activity. Lineage: Eukaryota; Metazoa; Chordata; Mammalia; Eulipotyphla; Soricidae. The transcript is spliced from 9 exons.